This is a messenger RNA of Cuscuta europaea, 2131 nucleotides long. NCBI's taxonomy places the organism in Eukaryota, Viridiplantae, Streptophyta, Magnoliopsida, Solanales, Convolvulaceae. The record is from the annotation of a GenBank genome assembly.
GCGUGUUUCUCUCCUCGCCGUGCCCGAAUAGUUAGUGUACCGUUCAUUCUCCAGACUAAAUUCAUCGAUUAUCAUCCGAUUUGGCCGGCCGGGAAGCUGGAACGAGCGCAUGCAAUGGCGCCGUGUCUCUUCUCCUGCUUCCGCAAGCGCGCAUCCUCAGCGGUGGCCCAUCAGGACAACGCCACGGAACUGAAGAUGGAUGAGGAAGAGGAGGAGGCGGAAAGUGAAGGGCCGGUGGUGGUGGAACUCUUCUCGUCGCAGGGCUGCGCCACCUCCCACGAGGCGGAGCUUCUGUUUUCGCGGUUGGGGAGGGGAGACUUCGAGGGGGAGCUGCCGCCGCUCAUCUUGCUGGCUUUCCACGUGGACUAUUGGGAUCACAUGGGGUGGAAGGACCCAUUCGGGUCGAGCCAAUGGACCGUGAGGCAAAAGACGUACGUGGAGGCCUUCCAGCUGGACACCAUUUUCACGCCCCACCUCGUCGUCCAUGGCCGCGCCCAAUGUCUUGCCAAUGAUCAACACGCCGUCUUCACCGCCAUCAACUCUGUUCCUAGAUUCCCACCUCUUUCUUUCCGGGCAACGUUCAUGAGGCCAAGAGCAGAGACGUUGCAGGUGUCAUUGUCCAGAAGUAUAAAGAAGGGUGAAGGCGAGGGCGACGACACCAUCAUCAUGGUCGCUCUAUUCGAGUGCGGUUUAGUGAGGCGAUGUGAGGAGGGCCAGAAUAGAAACACAGUCGUCCUCGCCAACGACUAUGUUGUGAGGAGAUUGGAGAGGGUCAGGGAUGUUGCGGCAGAGAAUGGGAAGAAGACGAUGAACAGAACGAUCCAUUUCUCACUCUGGGAAACUUUCAAUAGUAGUAAAUGUGGCAUAGCCAUCUUCGUCCAAAACUCAUCUCAUCAAAUUCUAGGUUCCCAGAAAUUCCAAAUGCCACCACACAUAUGAAUGCUAAUGUGUUCCAGUAAGUAUGAUGAACGUCAAAGGCCUCGCCCGACUCAAGAACAAACCGGCCAAGGAUCCGAAGGGGCCGGACGCUGGUGGCCAAAAGCCCGUCGGUGCGCCUCCCAAAAAACCCGAGGGCGAUGCUGCUGCGGCUAAGAGAAAGCCGUCGGCAAAGGAGCCCCCCCAAGCCCCCAAAAAGUUGAAGAAGGGGGAUGCCGCGAAGGAUGACCCCCCGGUGGUGAUUGUAGAUGACCCUCCGGAGAUGCCGAUGGCGCAGGCGCCGAGGGGGGUCCGGGAGCCAUCUCUCGAGGUCCUCACACUCUCCCUUCCGGCUGGCACAGCCGUGUUGAAUGGCACGGCUGACCCGAGGGCGCUCCUGAGAGGUAUAACCCUCGAUAUCGACAGGGCAGCUCUCGGGGCCGAUGAUGAUCAAGCCCUUGAAGACAGGAUCCUCCGGUCUUCCCUCACGACUUGCGUUGCCCUCGGGGAGCAGUUCCGACGGCUGGAGGAAUGGCGCCUCCACAAAGCUGGGCAAGACGCCAAGAUGAAGGAGCUGAUCCUUAGGGACUCCCAGGCCACGAAGCUGAUGGCCCAGCUUGAGGAGGACCUCCGGCUUGCGAGGGCGGAGGCCGGGAGGCUUAGGGAGGAGAAGGCAGAAGCUGAGGCGGCCGCUGCGGAGGCCGCAAGGAGAGCAGCCGAGGAGGCCGAGGCCAUCAAGGCGAAGGCUGUCGCCACAGCCCGGGAGGAGGCCAUCUCUGGGUUCCUGGACGGGGGGUGGAAGACCGAGGGGCACAAGGCAUGGCUGUCUUCGGUUGUUGAGGCCUCGGUUGAUGAAUGGUCCGAGGGCCCGGGGGAGGAGUGGAUGGCCCGGAAGGGUAAGCAGUAUUAUGAUGGGGGUGAGUUCUUCACUCAAGCCCUCAUCUACUGGAGGAUGGCCCGCCAUCUGAAGGUUGAGCCGAAGGACUUUGACCCGGCGGCGUACGGGCUCCCCCCUGCAGCCAGAUAUCCGUGUUCCUCUCCCCCCUGAUGUCGAGAGGCCAGACCUAGAGGAUUCCGAGCUCCGAAGGGAAGUCGAGGGCGACGAUCCUGAGGCCGAUGUAGAAGUUACCUCGAAGCCAUCGGGGGAGGCGGCCCCCGGGAAUGACAUUAUUUGAUAUGUACUCUGUAAUCUGAACAAUUUUGUAAUAGCCUCGGC